CUUAAAAAUCAUACAAAGCUUUUAUCCACUUUCAGGGUCCUUCCUAAUUCUUCCCCUUCCUUAGUUACUACUUAUCUAUAUUUAACUUUAACAACCAUGGCUAUCCGUAUGCCUCGUAUAAUCAAGAAGUCUUCUUCAGCUGGAGAUGUUCCAAAAGGCCACUUUGCUGUUUAUGUUGGGGAGAAGUAUAAGAAGAGAUUUGUAAUCCCCGUAUCAUUCUUGAGCCAACCUUUAUUUCAAGAUUUGCUUAGUCAAGCUGAGGAAGAAUUUGGAUUUAAUCAUCCAAUGGGUGGUGUCACAAUUCCCUGUAGCGAGGAUGCGUUCAUUGAUCUUACUUCUCGCUUGAGUAGGAUCUGAGUCUUUUCCUUUCACAGUUUUGUAAAGAAUAGGAUUCCAGUUUGUACAAUAGAGAAAUUAGGAAAUGGACAUUAUUUGCACCAUAUUUCUGAAAAUUAGAUAGAGGGGGGCUACUGUCAACUGCAACAGUAGAUCCCAAUUUUGAAUGUAAUUUUCAGUAGCUGAUUGAUGUCUAAAAGAUACA
Molecule: messenger RNA, 541 nt
Organism: Solanum dulcamara
Lineage: Eukaryota; Viridiplantae; Streptophyta; Magnoliopsida; Solanales; Solanaceae
Product: auxin-induced protein 15A-like
Exons: 1
Coding region: 97-357 (86 amino acids)
Biological process (GO): response to auxin
Source: RefSeq, a predicted model, not a curated record